GGAUAAUAGGAAAUUUUGUAAUAACGUUUUCCAGGUACGAUAAACGUUAAGGUUAUGUUAUUGGGUCGAAAGAGGAAACUGCGCAUGCUCAAUAACAUAUAAUUUUAGCGUUCACCGUAUCUAGAAAACAUUAUCGCGAAAAUUGCUUAAAAGCGCGCUGAUAACGGUACUAGACCGAUAAUUGUUUGUAAUUAACAUUAUCAUCUAACUCCACGAGCACCCAUAAUGCUAAAUAUCUAAGCUAAAUAAUUGAACGCACUCCAUAUAUCUCAUAUAUAUACUACGAUCUUGUUCGCUUUUCACAUGAAAAACAAGUGCACAAUUUGUGCUUAGUGCCCUCUCGCGUCGAUCAUUUAAAUCUUGCAAAUACAGCACCUAUCAUGACUUCUCCCGCGGUGACGUCCUCUGAUCAUUCACAAACUGCCGGUCGUCGGAGAAAAAUGUACAAAGUAUCGCACAUGGAGUACUUGUUGCGAAGAACACUUCGUAGGUACGCGGUCAUCAACGCAGCUCUUCAGAUACGCAGGCGUUUCGCGAGCGUACGAAGAGAGACGCGCAGAUUGAACUGCAGCGGGAACUUGAAAAACUGCAGGCUACAGCCACCGACGACAAGAUGGAGAUAAUCGACCGGCAGUUCGCUGGAUUCAAGCAUCUAUUCGAGCGAUUCCUGCAAGAAGAAGGCCCGUCCUUGGAAUGGGAUCGCAUUCAGAAACUGCCCGAAGAUGCAGUGAAGGAUUACAACUUGUUGCUAUCACCAGAAACACAAGAAGUAAAGGCUCUUUUGGAUAAAUUAGUUGUGGUUAAAUUAAAUGGUGGUCUUGGAACAAGCAUGGGAUGUCAUGGACCAAAAUCAGUUAUCGCUGUACGGAAUGGACUUACCUUUUUGGAUCUGACUGUUCAACAAAUUGAGCAUUUGAAUAAAACGUACAAUGCCAAUGUGCCACUUAUAUUAAUGGAUUCAUUUAACACGGAUGACGACACUCAACGCAUAAUUAGAAAAUAUAAAGGAAUCGAUAUAGACAUUCAUACUUUUAAUCAAAGUUGUUAUCCGCGCAUAAAUAGGGAUUCUUUACUUCCCAUCGCCAAACACUGUCAAAUCGAUGAGGAUAUAGAAGCUUGGUAUCCACCUGGUCACGGAGACUUCUAUGAGAGCUUUCAAAAUUCUGGUUUACUGAAGAAAUUCAUUCGAGAGGGACGUGAAUAUUGUUUCAUUUCGAAUAUAGAUAAUCUUGGCGCCACAGUGGACAUUAAAAUCUUGAAAUUAUUAUUAAGUAAAGGACCAGAUCCACCCAUGGAAUUUGUUAUGGAAGUAACUGAUAAGACGCGAGCGGAUGUUAAGGGCGGUACGCUUAUAAAAUACGAAGAUAAACUUCGUCUUCUUGAAAUAGCUCAAGUUCCUAAAGAUCACAUUGAUGACUUCAAAUCUGUUAAGACUUUCAAGUUUUUCAACACUAACAAUCUCUGGAUUAAACUCAGUGCCAUCGAGAGAGUACUCGAGAAAAAUGCGUUGAAUAUGGAAAUAAUUGUGAACAACAAGACCUUUUCAAAUGGUCUAAAUAUAAUACAGCUUGAAACAGCUGUAGGAGCUGCUAUGAAAUCAUUUGAAGGAAGUAUCGGUAUUAAUGUGCCACGUAGUAGAUUUCUGCCAGUGAAAAAGACUUCUGAUUUAAUGCUUGUGAUGAGUAAUUUGUACACUCUGCGUAACGGAUCACUCGUAAUGAGUUCUCAAAGAAUGUUCCCCACAACACCUCUUAUUAAGUUGGGAGAUAAUCAUUUUUCAAAAGUAAAAGAAUUUUUAACUAGAUUCCCGACAAUACCAGACCUCCUCGAAUUGGAUCACUUGACAGUGUCAGGUGAUGUUACUUUUGGAAAAGGUGUGACAUUGAAAGGCACAGUCAUCAUAAUCGCCAAUCACGGAGAACGUAUAGACCUUCCCUCUGGAACUGUCUUAGAAAAUAAAAUCGUUUCGGGAAAUUUGCGCAUAUUAGAUCAUUAAGUUGUAGGAGAAGAAACGGGAGCAUAGUGUCUUAAUGUUUGUCUUACAGAUUUUGCCUAAAUAUCUGAGAGAACAGGGCUUUGAACGACCCUAUCCUACUUUAAAUUAACUAGUCAAAUAAUUCUAUUGUAAAUAUGGAUAGUAUAUUUUAAUGGAGGUUUCGGUGAUAUAUUUAUCUAUAAAAAUUAUUUUACUGAAAAUUGUAUAUAAAGAAUUAUGCGUAUUCGCAAGAUGUCAAGAUAUAUAAAAAAAAUUUAUUGUA
This is a messenger RNA of Harpegnathos saltator (Jerdon's jumping ant), 2258 nucleotides long. RefSeq names its product UDP-glucose pyrophosphorylase (gene UGP). Gene Ontology annotation, molecular function: UTP:glucose-1-phosphate uridylyltransferase activity. NCBI's taxonomy places the organism in Eukaryota, Metazoa, Arthropoda, Insecta, Hymenoptera, Formicidae. The coding region runs from base 614 to 1996 and encodes 460 amino acids. The record is from RefSeq and is a predicted model, not a curated record. Gene Ontology annotation, biological process: UDP-alpha-D-glucose metabolic process. The transcript has 10 exons.